This is a messenger RNA of Colletotrichum godetiae, 2907 nucleotides long. RefSeq names its product UDP-galactose transporter. NCBI's taxonomy places the organism in Eukaryota, Fungi, Ascomycota, Sordariomycetes, Glomerellales, Glomerellaceae. The coding region runs from base 158 to 2845 and encodes 895 amino acids. Gene Ontology annotation, molecular function: pyrimidine nucleotide-sugar transmembrane transporter activity. Gene Ontology annotation, cellular component: Golgi membrane. Gene Ontology annotation, biological process: pyrimidine nucleotide-sugar transmembrane transport. The record is from RefSeq and is a predicted model, not a curated record. The transcript has 4 exons.
GCAUUCGAGCAGCAUCCUCCUACACUCCUCGCUCACUGGCAAACACCGAGACGCUCUUUUCGCACAAUCCUCGACGAACAUCGAUCGCCUCUUACGUCGCGCCCUUUCGAGCCUCUUUACUGAACCGCCCUCUAGCGGCUGGUGAUAAUUGUCUACAAUGUUACGACACGGGAGCAUACUGGGGCUCUUCUUGAAGCCCCUCAGUUGGGUCCCCAAUGGUCCUCAACAUGCCGCCUACGCUGCUGCCCUUGGCUUGGUCGCGAUCCAAGUUGGCAUCGGUAUCAUCAUGAAGAUUUCCCAGACGGGCGGAUCCUACUCGUUUUCUCCCUCGGCGUCUGUCACCAUCUCCGAGUUCCUCAAGAUGCUCUUGUCGACCAUCUUCUUCUACAACGAAUGCAAGCGCAGGGUAGCCGAUGGCAUUCGCCCAUCAACCAGAGGCGGUGGCAGUGGCUAUGCCUCCAUCGCCACAGAACUCCCUUUGGCCGAGAGAAGCAGUUUGGAUGAGAAGCGGGAAGAGGAAGGAUUGAACGGCAGUGCCAGCUCGUCCAGCACUGGCAACAUUGUUGAGAGAAACAACGGCCCGCUUCCGCCGCUUGAUGUGAGAACAUACUGGAGCUACGUCCGUGGCGAGGUCACCAGAGAUGUGCGAUAUGGCUUCUGCAACUUGGCGCUAUUCUACGUGCUCAUUAACAACUCGAUCUUCGUCAGCUACAAAAUGGCCGAUCCCGGUACGAUUCAACUGACCAAGAGCGGUGUCACCUUCAUUACCGCCUUGGUCAUGAUUGCGACUCUGAACACCAAGAUUUCCAAGAUCCAGUGGAUUGCCAUCCUUAUGCAGAUUUGCGGUUUGAUGGUGACCCAGUACAACCCGACAACGGGCACAACUUACCCGUUCAGCACCUACUUCAUCUUGCUCUUCCAGGUCUUCCUGAGUGCCUCGUCAGGCGUGUACAACCAGGCCCUGCUCAAGACCGACGACUCGAGCUUGCAUGCUGAUAACAUGAUCCUUUACGGUGCGGGUGCUGCCAUGAAUUUGUUGUGCCACUUGGUCAUCAAGACAUUGAAGGCCGACGAGCCAGGAUUCUUUGAAGGUUAUACCAGCUUUGGCGCCAUCAUGGUCAUUGUCAGCAAUGUCUUCAUUGGUCUUGCCAUUACCGCUGUAUACAAAUAUGCCGACGCGGUCAUCAAGUGCUUCGCCACGGCUGUUGCGACUGGUAUUCUCCUCUACGUUUCACCCAUCUUGUUCGGCACCUCGCUCAGCUUCCUCGUCCUACCGGGUACCGUUGUUGUCUUUGUUGCAUCGUGGCUCUACAUGGACAACCCGCCUCCCAAGGACCCCAACCCUGCUCCGACCAAUGAGCCUCAGAAGAUGUCGUUGUUCAGCAAGAUGGCAGCUGUUGCAAGGAAGUUCAACAAGAUCUUCCUCGCCGUGGCCACAUUCAUCACCGUUGUAAUUGUGGCGUUCCUCACCAUGUCUGAGGCCAAGAUGCCAGACUUCGCCAAGGAUGGAGCAUCCGCCCCGUCUGCGCCUUCUGGCCCGAAGCCUGUUACUGGCGGCGAGAGCAAGAUCGAGUCGCCCUUUAAGAACACAAUGGCCAUGAUUCGAUGGAACUCUGCUCGUCCGGAGCGCGUUCCGAUGCUGCAGAAAUACGAACCGUUCUUCCACACGGUGCAUAUUUCCAUGCCCAACAUGUUCAAGGAGGAGGAUCCCGAGUUCCACAACCUUACCCACGAUCAAUUCCCGGGAACCUUUACCGUUUACAAGCAAGUGUCCCGUACCAUGAAGCUCAUCCUCGACACCCAACCCGAGAUCGACGGUUUGAUGUACUACCACUUCGAUGCCUGGAUUGACCCUCUUGGCUGGACGGGUAUGAACCCAUACAACAUCCACUUCCCCGCCAUCAUCGACACCGCCCCGCCGUCCCACGGUGGACCCGAGUACAUGUGCCUUACUGAUACCAAGAACUACAACUGGUGGGGAUGGGGACAGGACUUCCACCGCACCGCCAUGGCCGCGGCCGCGGUUGUUGACAACUUUGACCUCGAGUACAAGAUCAGACGUGACGAGUGGUGCGUUGGCUGGAGUGACAUCUACUACAUUCCGAGACGAUUCUUCGCCGAUUACAUCUUUCUUUCCGAAAUCUUUGCUGGCUUUGGAGUCUUCCACGAAGUGGCAAUUCCCACCAUUGUCCGCAUCAUCGACCAGAGUCGCCGACGCAACCCGUACCGGUCCAUCAUUGACCACAUCAGUGACUGCUGGGGCCACUGCUGUAGCUCCAACCCCAAGAUCCGCGACGUUCUUGGUGCCCGCUGCGGCCACCGCCUCAACUACUUGGAGGAGGCACCCACUAAGGCCUUCUACGACAAGCUUGAUGCUCAGGCGUCAAUUCUCGGCCACCCUCUCAACUCGACCAGAUACGCCAUGUCCAGUGCCGAUGCCGCUCACCUAUUCGACAGCGCAGCCCUGGCGAGCGUCAACAAUGGGGAGGCCAAGAAGGUCAAGCCGAUCAACGAUGACGCUUUGGAGGAUGAUCAGCGGGCGGAUAAGCUGGCAGCAGACAAGUCCAGCGAAGAGAAGGACAGGCUCAAGUCCGAGCACGCUCCUGUUGACAAGACUGAGAGCCCCGGCAAUCCCAAGGCCGACCCUAGCAAGAUUGCUACGCCCAAGGAGAACAAGGAGGUGCCAAAGAAGGAGGAACACAAGGAGGAGCACAAAGACGAGAAGAAGGAGGGUGACAAAAAGGUCGAUCCUAACGACGCUCUCAGGGAAGCAGAUCGGGAGGCGGACGUCAAGCGGAGGCUACGACGUGACGUUGUGGCCGCUGUUGCCGGACUCGGUUAUUAACCUCAUAUACCCCUAAAUUUCUUUCCUUUCCUGUAUUCUUUCUUGUUACCCCCUUUGACCAU